This is a messenger RNA of Fusarium mangiferae, 978 nucleotides long. RefSeq lists its product as uncharacterized. The transcript is spliced from 2 exons. Gene Ontology annotation, molecular function: NADP binding; NAD binding; 3-hydroxyisobutyrate dehydrogenase activity. The record is from RefSeq and is a predicted model, not a curated record. Gene Ontology annotation, cellular component: mitochondrion. NCBI's taxonomy places the organism in Eukaryota, Fungi, Ascomycota, Sordariomycetes, Hypocreales, Nectriaceae. Bases 1 to 978 code for a protein of 325 amino acids. Gene Ontology annotation, biological process: L-valine catabolic process.
AUGGAAGGGCCGAUAAAUCUGGGCUUUAUCGGCCUCGGAGCCAUGGGCUUACCUAUGGCGUCAAAUCUCAUUUCUAAAGUCCCUCAAGGCUCAACCAUUUUUAUUUACGAUAUCUCUGAGAAGCUUAUGGAGAAGCUGACAAACAAGCAUGGCGACUGCGUCACGACAUGCAGUUCUGCAAGGGAAGUUGCCAGAAACGCUCACGUCGUGUUUACCAUGCUUCCGGAGGGGCCCCAUGUUAAAACAGUUUACCUCGAUCCUGAAAAUGGAAUUCUGCAUGACGACAUAGCAGCUCGUGUUUUAGUCGAUUGCUCCACGAUAGACACAGAGACAUGUCUUCGCGUCGCAGGCGAGGUCAAGCUUCAACACCCUUCCAUAUCCUUUUACGAUGCACCUGUCUCCGGGGGCACUCUUGGAGCAGAAUCGGGUUCUUUGACAAUAAUGCUCGGUUGUUCCGACGACGGCUCAGAUGCCCAAUAUCCGAUCGUGUACGGCCUUCUGAGCCUGAUGGGUAGCAGCAUUGUCUGUUGUGGUGGGUUAGGCAUGGGUCUGGCAGCAAAGCUCUGCAACAAUUACUGCUCUGGCCUCAUUGCUCUCGCUACAGCUGAAGCCAUGAACAUCGGCAUCUGUUCCGGCAUGGACCCCCGAGUUCUGGCUCGGGUGUUUGCAAGCAGCACAGCACAGAGUACUAUCUGCGAUAAGUGGAAUCCAGUGCCAGGUAUCUGUCCCAACGCUCCAUCGAGCAAAGGGUAUAAGGGCGGUUUCAAAGUACAACUGAUGGCCAAAGACUUCGGUCUAGCUGUUGCAGCUGCGGAGCAAGUUGGGGCCAAAAUGCUCCUAGGAUACAAUGGACUUGCGGCUUACAAGGAUGCUAGCCAAGACCCCAACUGUAGGGACUUGGAUUCACGUGUUGUUUUCAGAUUUAUUGGUGGUAAUGAAGAUUGGGAAACAAAGUUCAAACUCGGAGACCAGAAAUAA